AACAACAACUAGUUAUGAAUCAGAGAUAAAGGAAUAACCACAAGUCAUUAUAUUUUAUGUGAUGUGCUAUAUUCCAGCUUUUUAAUUGUGUAGAAAAGUGUACAGUUAAUUCCUGAUUAGUGUAUUUAAUAGUCUGGAUUUAAACUGCUGUGAAAACGUUUUUGCAUAUUUUCAGAUAUUCAAUCAAAAGAUAUUAGAUAAAUGGAACCUGAGUGAAUAAAUAACACAACAUUUACAUACUUAUUUAAUUUAUUUCUUAAACAAAGUUAUGCUCCCUUACACUAAAUAACUGGCUGUGCCUCCUUCAGCUGAAAUGACAACCAACCAUACAUUCCCUGUAAUUGUUGAUCAGUCUCUCACAUUGUUGUGGAGGAAUUUUAGCAAACUGUCCCAUGCAGAUCUGCUUUAAAUCAGCGACAUUCAUGGGUUUUCAAGCAUGAACUGCUCGUUUCAAGUCCUGCCACAAUAUCUCAAUUGGGAUUAGGUCUGGACAUUGAGUAGGCCAUUCCAAAACUUUAAAUUUGUUACUUUUAAUCCCUUUUCAUGUAUACUUGAUUGUGUGUUUUGGAAUGGUGGCACAACCAGUUAUUGAGAGUAAGGGACAAAUUACUUUUUCACACAGGGGUAUUGGGUGUUGCAUAACUUUGUUAAUGAAAGAAAAUAAAUAACUAUAAAAAGUUUAUAAACUCAAGUUCCCUUUAUCUAAUAUUAGGUUUUGGUUGAAGAUCUGAUAACAGUAAAAAAAGAACCACAAAUAGAGAACCAGAAAGGGGGAAAUAAUUUUUCAUGUCUCUGUAUGUUCAUGUGAAACCGACAUCAGUGUGCGGUUAACAGUAUAGCUUCCACCACUGUCCCUAUCACCACUCCUUGACAACAUACCGACCAAUUGAAAAAUCACCUGUAAAUAGAAAUAAGUUAAUAUUAUGUGAGUGGACCAAGUCAUUUGGUGUCACUCUAAAACAGAAAGGUGGAAUAAACAAGUCAGGAGUAGGUUUUCUUGGUUGAACGCAGUUCUCUAUUGAGAGAUUUCUGACAACACUUCCACAUAAUCAAUGAGAAUCUCCCAAGGAACAACAUACAUCUUCUUCUUUAGAUGACACAGGAACACAAGACGAUUAUCUUUAAACUAUAACAACAAUCACAGAUUUGUCACUGUCUUAAUGGAUCUUCUUUGGCUAGCUCCGUUCUCUUGGUAGCCAUUCUACAGAGAGGGGUUGUCUCUCCUCUCCCUGCUGGUUCCAUCCUCUCUCUUAUAGGGGAAAGAGAAUAUGUCAUUAGUACCGUCAGCUGUGCCUAAUUACCUCUGGUUACCUUGUCUCAACAUGCUUUGUUGGGCUACUAUCCGUGAGCCCAGCCUGCCCUCUGGUGGUCCUUCCACAACUAUUAUUAUUGGGAGAGACUGUAACAGUGAUGGUAUAAACCCUGGAUCGCUGAUUCUAUGUAACGGCCAAUGAGAGACUAUGAAACCACCGGUCUCUAUAUAUGGUACUCCCCAGAAGAAGCAGUCCUCCAUGAUAAUUAAUGGAAUUCUACAGUAUUUAAAUCAAAUGUUUCAAGGACUAUAUUACAUGUAUUUCAGUAUUUUGUUGUAGAAGGGACAGUAAAGUUAGUACUCUAUAAAUUAAAUACUUUAAUGUCUUUACAUGUUUAUUAUUUUAUUUGUUAUGUUCAGGUCAUAUGAAAAGCAUUAUCUGGAGCACACCCAGAGAAAAUGACUUAGUGUAGAGGUGCUGACUAACGGUGAAUACACUGUAAGCUAUAAAAACAAAAGAGAGUUGCACAAUCUAUAUAUAUAUAUAUAAACUCCCAGUAAUUUAUUGGGUAAAACACCAACGUUUCGGCAUCACUGUUUCUUCUUCAGGGUAAAGUCAUCAAUGAUUGAACCAGGUUAUGCAGACAAACAGUGCAAUUAGUGCAACCAAUGACAAUCUUGAGGGUUGUGUCACAAUUAUGAGGUUAAUUAGAGUGAAUUGAGUGAAACUGUUAAAAGACAAUAGUUUACAUCAUAUUGAAAAUAUUAGCCUAUUGUUAUCAUUAAAAUUAGCAUAAGAUUAGCAUCAACAUACAUUAUUGUUUAAUUAAAUUUCACAUGUAUUUAAUUGUUUCCAAUUUCAUAAAAUGUUGUUACAUGUAAUCUUUUGGUUCAUCAAUAAUGCAUAAUAAGCAUCAUCAACAGGGGGAACAUAUUGGUUGUACGCUGAUAAACUGUAGAAAGAAUACAUUCAUUUAUAAGACUUCUUCAUGAAAUGAAUAGUUCAUAAGAAGGGCCUGAGAUCAAAGUCAAUAUUAAGACAGGAGGGGUCAAUGUUUUUAAAUACCUCCUCUCCUUGGUUGGCCAACAUGCUCAAUGCGUGUGUAUAUGUGUGUGUUUUUGAGUGAGGAGAUGGGAUGGUUAGCUUCAACAAAGUGAUCUACUACUGGAUAGUCAGUGUUAUUACACCUGAUUGAGCUGCGGUGUUCAGCUCUGCAUUGUUUUAAUUGUCUUUCGUUUUUUAUUCAUCGAUUUUAACAGUGUUCAGUUAAAUAAAGGUCAUGAACACUUACCAAGCUGCUCUUUGGUCCGAUUCCUCCUCAUCAGACGACGACCCACGUUACAGUGGUCAGCUCUGCAUUGUUUUAAUUGUCUUUUCGGUUGUCCUACGUAGGUUUUUCCACAUGAACAUGUGAUGAGAUAGAUUACUCCCUUUAUCUUGCAAGAGAUGAUACCCCUAACAGGGAUGUUUCCACCUGUAUGUGGGUGUCUGAAGAAGGAUGUUUGUGUAGUGCUAUUGCACUGUGAGCAUGAGUCACAUUGGUAUUUCCAAUUUGGAUUGUGUGUCAAGAGUGUCUGAGUGGGUUCAUGGGGCAGGUCAGAUCUCACUAAACUAUCCACAAUAUUGUGACCACGCUUAUAGACCACCAGUGGGUUGGUCCUUGAAGAGGUGUGCAAUUGUUGUGUCUGAUUGCAGAAUAUGCCAGUGCUUCUUCAGGCUUGCUUUAAUUUUCUCUGAACACUUGGUGUACUUAGUGCAAAAUAUUUGUUUUUCUUCUUUGGUUAUCUUUUUAUCAUUUCCUCUCGUGGUUUUUGAGAUAUUAUCAUCAUUGCAUCAAUUUUUUCCAUGUAGCCUCUGAUUUUGAAAUUGUUUUCUUAGCAUUGCUGUCAAAAUCUGAAUGUUGGCCACAGAUUCGUUUAACACUGCAUAACUGGCUAUAUGGUAGACCAUUCCUGAGUGGAAGGCGAUGCACACUAUCAGCACGUAGCAGAGUUUUGAGGUCUGUUGUGCUUUGUGUACAAGUCUGUAUGUAAUGCAUCAUUCUCUUUGAUGAUCCAUAAGUCCAGGUAGUUUAUAUUUCUCUCAACAGUCUGCAUGGUGAAUUUGAGAUAUUCAGAGCUCUCGCUUAGCAGAGUUUGGAAUUAAUUUAGUUCCUGCUGACUUCCUUCCCAGAGCACAAAGACAUCAUCUAUGUAUCUCUUCCAUGAGAGGAUUUUUAGAAAGUAGGGAGUGUCUCUGUUUUGAAGGAAAAUAGGAAAUAGGAAAAACUCUGACUCAAAGAUGAAGCAGCUAUUGGAUAAUACCAAUUUAGUGAGUUUCAAGAUGCAAUCAUUGGCUGGAGAAACGGUAGGGUCUCUCUACUGAAGGAAGUGUUGCAGGUCACAAAUAUAAUUUAAAAGUCUGCAUUAUGGUGUCUGUAAGAGAAUAUACUUGUCUAAACCGAAUUUAGACAUUAAUAAAUGCAUUUCUAUAGCUUCCAACAUCUGUUUUACACUGGAGGAGGAGUAACAAAAUGGCUGUGCAGUUGCCUCCAAACAGAGGCUCCUAUCAGUCAUCUAGGAUUAGUACACAUCAUUGGACUGAACUGAAAAUACAUCAGAACCUCCCUGAUGUUGUCCUUUAUGUUGCAGGUGUUUUGGCCUGUUUUGGUCGACGAGAUUUGUUCACCACAAUGCCAGAUAGACUGGAUGUACUGACGGGCUCCUGUAUGCAAAUCCAAUGUUCAUUUGAUAUUCCUGACCCACAUAAUACAUUUAACAGCACAAUACUAACCUCUGGAGUAUGGAUUAAAGAAUCCCCAUACUUUGGUGAGCUUCCGGACAAUGUGAUAUUUAACAGUAGUGAGACGGUGAACAGAUAUCAAGGGAAGAUAACUGGAAACAUGUCCCAGAAGAACUGCACCACAGUCUUCUUCAAUGUAACCACCAAUUACACUAAUAAAUACUUCUUCAGGAUUGAAGGUCAACCAUUCCGUGCAACAGACACCGAAAAUGCUGUUAAUAUAGUUGUCAGUGAUUUUCCUUCCAGUCCCAUCCUUACUGUCUCAGGUGAGGUGAAGGAAGGGACCCCUGUCAGCUUGAACUGCUCUGCUGUCGCUCCCUGUCCUGAACACCCCCCUGAGCUGACAUGGACUCUCCCAACACAAUUCACACCUGAGAACCAACUGCAGGAGAAUUCAGACCAAACCAAAUCAGUUCUCUCCGCGGUGAUCUUCACUCCGUCAUAUCUUCAUCAUGAGAUGAACAUCACUUGUACUGCAGUCUACCCAGUAGGGACAAGCAACAAGACAGCUGAACAUAACAUGAUGCUUAACGUUUCAUUCUCUCCUAAGGACACCUUGGCCUCCAUCAGUCCAGCUCAUCCAGUAUUAGUGGGCAGCUGCGUUAAUCUGACCUGCAGCAGUACAGCCAACCCUCCUGUGACAAAUUUCACCUGGUUCAAGAUCAGUGGGGGUAAACGAACACAGGUAGCAACUGGACAGAGUUACACCCUCAAUGUGACUGUUGGUGAUGGAGGACUAUACUACUGUGAAGCAAGAAAUAGUCACGGCUGUGGGAAGUCAAAGGAAGUGCAGCUGGCUAUAAAAGGUCAAGAAGAGGUUAUUGGGGUUGCAGCAGGAACUCUGGGGGCCUUUUUGCUUAUCAGUCUGAUCAGUCUUUUUGUAUGGAGGAGAAACUCGAGGCUCCACGAUGGACUUGAAAGGACAGACAGUCCACAGGGACAGAACUCCCCGGUUGGGACAGUGUGUACUAACCAGGCCACUACCGGAGAGGAACCAGAGGAACCUGCAGAAGACCAGCCUGAAGAGAUCCAAUACGGUGACAUAGACUUCUCCAAACUACAGACCAAAGAGACCCCAGCUGCAGCCCAGGACAGGGUCCAGGGACAGGAGAGUGAGUACGCUGAAGUCAACGUGACUGGGAGAGGGGCUCAGGAACCACCUCUUAACAACCUAGAUGGGCUUUAUGCACAAGUCAAUAAAAUAAGUGCUUGUUAAUUAUUUUUCCAAUGGGUAUUAAGUGUUUUUAUGUACAGUAUUGUCAUUGUGUAUCUGUUUUCUAUUGGUACUUUUGUUACAUUUAUAAUUGUGUGCUCUUUGAUUAUCUGCAUAGUUGUAGAAUUUUCUGGGUUGAAGAGAGUUAAACUGUUACUAUAGUGUUGAUAUGAUGAUGCAGGCUGCUCUUUAUUUUGGACCAUUUAUUUUGAGUGUUGAGUUCACAGAGCAUCUGUUUAAUUGGUUCCAGUAUAGAGGAACUGCUGAGUUCAACUAGCCUACUGAAGGCAGAUUAAGACCAUUUCAAGUCAAUGAUGACUGAGGAGUGAAGCCACAGUUAGUUGGUGAGACAGUGGUCUGAUACAAGACAGGAAGUUGGUGCAGGAAGUCUACAUGAUGGCAGAAUGGUGUUAACAUCUACUAGUCACUGUUUCUCUUGAUCUUUUGUGCAGUUGCCAGAAUAACAAUUUUUUCUAUUUUCAGUUUAUAUCUAUUUAGAAUUUAUAGUUUCAGUUUUUAUGUUGAGUGUUAAACAACAGAAUCAAUUGAGGCUGAAUUUAAGGUUGUUUAUUAAUUGCACUGCAAUAAAAACCUUUACAUUCAA
Oncorhynchus nerka (sockeye salmon) is the source of this 5851-nucleotide messenger RNA. RefSeq names its product B-cell receptor CD22-like. The record is from RefSeq and is a predicted model, not a curated record. Bases 3766 to 5250 code for a protein of 494 amino acids. The transcript is spliced from 6 exons. Lineage: Eukaryota; Metazoa; Chordata; Actinopteri; Salmoniformes; Salmonidae.